Molecule: messenger RNA, 585 nt
Organism: Anisakis simplex (herring worm)
Lineage: Eukaryota; Metazoa; Nematoda; Chromadorea; Rhabditida; Anisakidae
Source: the annotation of a GenBank genome assembly
AUGCCGAAGAAGGGCGAAUCGGAGGACGACGAUGAUGUUUCGAUAACUGAUGACGUGAGAGGUGCCGAUUAUUACCAUGGACUCAUUCCAAAGACCGAUGUGGAGCCACUUUUGAAGAAAGAAGGCGAUUUUUUGCUGAGAAAAACCGAGUUAAAGCCUGAUGUUUUAUGGACGUUUUCACUAGGCGAGAUCGUAUUGGCCAUAUCGGUCCGUCACGAGAAUGGUGUUCGUCAUUUUAUGGUGAAUCAAGAUGCAGAUGGAAGCUUCUACUGUGAACAUCAUCACGAGAAGAGUGUAUCAGAUCUAGUUUCAUUUUAUACCACUACAAAGACGCCUCUUUCGUCAUCGAGUGGAGUUCGCUUAAAGCGUCCAAUUGAAAGACCACAAUGGCUUCUCAAUCAUGACGCAAUUCGUUUGGUCAAGAAACUCGGUGAGGGAGCGUUUGAGAUGAAAUCAGGGAAAACUUUAUUAUUGCAGGAUACACCCGCAUCAGUCACAAAAUUAGUCGUUCAUGGAUGUUGGGCCAAAAGUCCGAACGAUCGACCGGAAUUCUCCAAAAUUGUCAAGACUCUCAAAGCGAAAUAG